UUUUCUAAAUAUAAAUAUUUCAUUUCAAUUUUUGUUUCUCUUCUCCACAACCAAACUCUUUUCUUUUCCCAUCAUUAUUACACUCUGCACUCUUCUGUCAAAAUCAAAACCCUAGAUUUCAAAAUCUAGGGUUUUAUUUUCCAAAUGCGUUCCAGCUAUGAUUCCUGAACUAUCCUUUUAUCCCAUUUUGAGUUUUCUCUCUUUAAUUUAAGCUUCUCAUUCUCCUACAUUUUGAAUUCAAUAUCUAGAGCUACUAGGGUUUAGAUCCCCUUUUCUGUUUUCGCUGCAUUUUGGUAUAAAAAUCUAAUCUUUUCAUUAUUUUCAUAGUUUUUUUUCAUCUGGGUUAGUUUAAGAAGUUAACUUUAGUAAAAAAAAAGUUGGGUUUUUGAAGUGGAAAAAGAUUAGCGUAUUAAUCACAAAUUAAGAAUUUUUUAGUGUUAGUUAAUGCAUGGAUGAGAGAGAAGCUAUGUCAUUUUCUGAUGGGUCUGGUUCAUAUUACAUGCAUAAAGAAAGAGUGUUUCAACAACCACCUCCUGGGUUUAGAGCUUUGUCUAAUCCUCAUGGUGGUUCUGAUGGUUCUACAUUUUCAGUAGAGCAUGAGCAUGGUAGUUUUAGUCAUGGUGCUGUAGUGCCUUAUUCAGGGGAGCAGUCUGUGAAAAAGAAAAGAGGGAGGCCUAGGAAGUAUGGUCCUGAUGUACCUGUUUCUUUGAGACUUUCUCCUAUGUCUGCCACUGCUAAUUCUACUCCUGAUUCGGAGAAACGGCCGAGAGGACGGCCACCGGGAAGUGGAAGGAAGCAACAGCUAGCUGCUCUAGGUGAAUGGAUGAACAGCUCCGCUGGACAGGCUUUUUCACCUCAUGUUAUCACCAUUGGACCUCAAGAGGACAUUGUAGAAAAGUUAUUGUUAUUUUCACAACAUAGACCACGCGCUUUAUGCGUCUUGUCGGGAACUGGGACUGUAUCUUCAGUCACUCUGCGCCAGCCUGCUUCUACCAGUGUCAGUGUUACAUACGAGGGUCGAUUCCAAAUAUUAUGCUUAUCUGGUUCUUACUUGGUUGCUGAAGAUGGUGGACCUCACAAUAGAACUGGUGGCAUUAGUGUUUCCCUUUCUAGCAUGGAUGGUCAUGUUAUCGGUGGUGGGGUUGCUAGGCUUAUUGCUGCAAGCCCUGUCCAGGUGGUAGUUUGCAGCUUUGUGUACGGUGGUUCUAAGCCAAAGACAACAAAACAAGAAACUGCUGUAAAAGACGAUGACGAUUCUGAGCCUCAGAGUAGUGACAAAUUAGCUUCUCCAGGAAGUGAGCCACCUAAUCAAAACUAUACAGCUUCUGGAACAGGCACAAUGUGGCAUGGAUCAAGGACAGUAGACGUGAAAAGUACACAACCACACACUGGUAUUGAUUUGAUGAACGGGUGAAAGUUUAUUCAGGAGGAAGAAGAAUAUUGCUGUAAUUAUAUUUAUCUGUUGUUGUAGAUGAACUGAAUUUGUAAGCAUUGUGACUCUGCUUGUUAUCAUCAUCGACGAGUCACAAGUUAGCACUAACCUAUGCUGUAACAAAUGAAUCAUUUUAGGGUUAAGUAACAGUCUUAACUUGUGCAAAGCAAUGAAAGUCUAGGUAAAAUAGAGGCCGGUUCUAUUUGAUUAUUAAUGGUUAAGGUUAUUUUUAGAAUAGUUUGUUUGUCAAACUAGUCAGCUUAUUAAUGGAAGUUGUCAUGACUGAUCUAUUUUUCA
Medicago truncatula (barrel medic) is the source of this 1729-nucleotide messenger RNA. Its product is annotated as AT-hook motif nuclear-localized protein 5. Bases 449 to 1414 code for a protein of 321 amino acids. The transcript has 5 exons. NCBI's taxonomy places the organism in Eukaryota, Viridiplantae, Streptophyta, Magnoliopsida, Fabales, Fabaceae. The record is from RefSeq and is a predicted model, not a curated record. Gene Ontology annotation, molecular function: minor groove of adenine-thymine-rich DNA binding.